CGGACAUCAAACUAGCUAUGCAUUAUCCCAGGCGUAACCUGUUAACUGCUAGUGAUCUUUUUGAUAAAAAUGAUCUCCCAAAUAUACAGAAACUUCGAUUGCAUCUUCAAGAAGAAGGUCGGCUAGAGAUAGAUGCAGUGAAACAAAUUGUAACAAGAGCUUCAUAUUUACUAUCCCUUGAAAAUAAUUUGCUCGAAAUUAAUGGCACAAUAAAGGUUGUAGGUAGUCUGCACGGUCAUUUCUAUGAUUUGUUGACAAUCUUAGACCGACCAAACCUUGUGCCUGACGAGAAGUAUGUUUUUCUAGGAUCGUAUGUACACGGUGGAAUGUUUGGAUUUGAGACUGUUAUCUACCUAUUCGCCUUAAAGAUUUCCUACCCAUCAAAAAUAUUUAUGUUAAGGGGUAAUGAAGACUGUCGAGUGAUUGGAGAUCUUCAGUUUGCUGCAGAAU
Molecule: messenger RNA, 450 nt
Organism: Physella acuta
Lineage: Eukaryota; Metazoa; Mollusca; Gastropoda; Physidae
Product: protein phosphatase 3 catalytic subunit alpha
Biological process (GO): calcineurin-mediated signaling
Molecular function (GO): calmodulin-dependent protein phosphatase activity
Source: RefSeq, a predicted model, not a curated record